GCGGCACUGCAGUAUUGGUCGAUCCCGCUUCAGCAACACCGAAGUUGGUCGAAUUUCCUAUAUAUUAUUGAUAAAUAGCUUGCGUUGCUCGUAUAACUUUUGCCUCGAAAAUCGACGUCGGUGCUUGUAGAGAAUUUGAAGAGGGAGGCUCCCGUGGAUUGAACGCCGGAAACGCGUACACAUCAACACGAAAGGAGAGACGCAGAAACGUCGGUUGGCGAAGUACGCGCGUUGCCCCUGUAUAAGAGAGGAGGAAUCAUCGCCGAGAGGGAUUAAUCGUGCAUUGGGUGUGACGGACAUUUAUAUCCGCGCGAAUUGCACGAACGUCGUGCCGUGUUGCGUAUCGUGGAACGAACACUCGUAUUUAUCGGUGGAUCUCUCGAUGGGUGUACGUGCGAUUAUGUCGAGCGCCCCCGGGCCGAGGUGAGCGUUACAGAAGGGGGAAACUGGCCGAAAGAAGCUGCCUUCGAAUCUGUUUUUUGCUCCGCCAUUGUACGCCACAGGAGUUACCGCGAAGGAAGCCGCUUCCCUCGUUUUUCCUUCCUCCGGUCACGUUCAUAACGAGCCGAUUGUUUCGCUCGACCGUGCAAACGGCGCCCACGUCUCGCGUUAACGCACGUCUCGUGGUUACGCUGUUCACGAGGCGAAGCACGUUAGUGUGUCUUCUGUCUUUCUCUCGUUUCGUUCUAUCUUUUCUUCUUACUCUCUCUUUCUAUCUCUCUCUCUCGCACACACACACACACACACACAAGUACAUAUACAUAUACAUAUAACGAACAUUUCUCAUUUUCUUCCUCGCUCUCUUUCCCUUUCCCUCCGGUGUACACGCUUCCACUCUCGAUGCCUUCGACAUCUCUGCGGAAGUCAUAUGUGUAAAGGUUUUUCGCGUACGUGGUCAUCGGCGAGGAAGACGCGAAGUGACUCGUACGACAUUAGUGCCAUUCGCCGGGGAUACGAAAAAUCUUGCGCGUCAUUAUGCAAUAGACGACGUGCCGCUGACGAGAAAGAACUGCCUCCUCUGUUGAGGACGAGGACGGCGGUGGUGUUGUGCGGCAUGUUUUUAUCUUUGUUUUCCGAUUUCGUGCCACAACGAGGAAACGCUGCCGCUACUGCCGCCACCGCCACCACCGCCGCAGCCGCCACCGCCGCUGCCGCCGCCGCCGCCGUCGCCGCUGCUGUUACUGUUUUCUAUAUUCCGCGAGGAGUAAUCACGUGGGAAUGCGUCAAACGACGCGAGCAUACGUGCUAUUAAUCUCUAUGAUACGCAUAUUCGGCAGUGAUAUCUAGUGUAAUUAUGUGCAACGCUCCGUAUCGCAGUGCUGGCCGAGAAUUUCUACUUUUGAACAAGCUUCCUUUCCUACCUCCUCCAGUCUUCUCUCCCUGAUCGCUUCUACUCGCGGCACCGUGUGUUCCGCCUGUUUCGUGAAAACGCGCGAACAACGUGCCCGAAAUCUCGGGGCGUUCUCACACAAACCGCGUAACGAUUUCGUUUCAUCGCAUUCCAGUCUCUUAAUAACGCGUUGUUAUCGUGUUCGCCGGCAGCCGCUUGCCGCUUCAGCCCGUUCUACGCACGAGACACACUGCCUGGAAACAGUGAUCAUUGGACGAACGCUGGAAUAUUCUCCCGACUUUGAAGAACGAUCCCGAGCUCGACGUUCCUCUUCGCGUUGUUCUGCGUGUUUGGAUAAUCGUCGUGCAACGGCGAAUAUAUUUGCCCGAACGUUUCUGCGAUUCUCGACGCGCACUUCCUAUUCCAACGAGUAGAGUGCACAAGGUUUAUAUUAUGAGUUGGUCCAAAGCAUACGAAUGAAAUGUACAGAUGAAGAAAUUAAUCAAAAUGAAGAAUACCAUUGAGACAACAUAACAUUUAAUGUUGAAUAAAGAAAGUACAUGCUUUAAAAGAGGAAAGAAACAGAAGGAUAACAACAGUUAAUACAAGUGCAGGACAAUAAAUUAGUAAUGGAUGAAUGGGAGUGAGAACAGCAUAUGUGAAGUGUAGGUGUGGGUGCGUACGCACGUGGGAGCCUCUGGAUGUCGAGGCUGCAGCACUGGCAGUGUCAGUGGCAGUGAUGGCCCCUGCUCUGACGGAAGGUGGUCCUCAAAAGCCUGAAAAUUUGCUCCCUUCCCUUCCAGCUGGUGGAUUUCUUUCCCCAGAGCAGGCUACGCAGGUGUGCCAGGAUCGUGAAAUUCUGGCAAAAUUUGUUGUUUCCGCAAACGUCCAACCAUCAAAGAUUGACGAGCAGUGCUUACAUGGUAUAUCCAAGGAUCUCAUUCGUGAUGUCAUCAACUCGAAAUAUGCUAAUGAUCUUGAUAGUUUGUCUACAUUUACGCACGGAUCUGACUUGAUUACAAAGAAGGCAUUAAUAAAGCAGGACUGUGGACAACUGGGCAUUCCAGGCAGUCCAGAAAAAAAGGUGACGGAUACUAUAAUGAACGACCCAUCUAUGGGUGAUCAAGCGGACAAUAUGGGUUUUUUGAAAUCAAGCGUAGAUUUGCCUUUGGUGGGCUCAGAAACAGCAGGAGAUAAUAAAAGUCUGGAUGUGGAUCAAAUAAUGGCCUUUGGUACGGAUAUAACUGCAGACAAUGAACAAUGUAACAUGAGCAAUGUUAGUGAUAUUGGACAAAAUGUGGAGGAGAUUCUACAAGUUAUUAAAUCUAUCGAAGGUGUGGAAAAUGCAGAAAAUAUCUCUGCAGGAAGUAAUGAACCAGUGCAAAGCGCAGUGGAUGGAGUUGAGAUGUUUUCUAUGCCUGAAGAAGGAUUUUCUUCUUUUGAGAGAGAUUUACUUGAUGUUGAUGUUAUGAGCAUUUGCAAUAUCGCUGAUGCGGUGGACCAACAGAAAGUUAACACCUUAAAGUUACAGCAAGAUAUUGUUGCCCAAAAACAACACGAGAGCGAAAGGAAAUGUGCAUUUUUAUUAAGAAGACUGAGAAAGCUUCAAGCAAGAAUAAUAGGCAGGCAUGUUGCUGAAGAAAAUACUGGAGUUCUUGAGCUUGCUCAUCAUGGAGUGAAGAAAUAUCUUUUUCAAGAAUUGGUUAAUAUCGGUUCUAAGUCUAAUGUUAGAAACUUUCCUGAGAUUAAUAGUAGUUUGAGUUCGUUUUUGCAAAAAAUUGAGAAAAUGUGUGUUGCCCAGAGUAAUAGUGUGAAUCGUCAGCGAUUAUGUUGCCGAUAUUUUGGUGAUGGAUCGCGCGACAAUUUGGGUAGUACUUCAGGUAAUAAUAGCAAUCGUCAGUCAGUGUUUGGUACUCCUCAAGUUAAAGUUAAAGGUGAAGAAGUAGAAAGUGUGGCUGGACCUUUAGCCACACAGCUGCAUAUUGUGGAAUCUAAUCUUGACUCUGAUUGUACUGCAUCUAGUAGUGGUGGAGAAAGUUGUGAUGAAAUGCAAUCAUUUAAUAAUCCACAUCAACAAAGUAUAUCUAUAUCUAAACGAGCAACAUGGAGGUAUGCACAAGAUCGUGCAGGUGUAGCUGCGAGAUGGACGUGGUUGCAAGCACAAAUAUCAGAUUUGGAAUACAGAAUUAGACAGCAUAAUGAAUUACAGCGGCAUGUUAGAGCUAACAAGGGAUUAGUGAUACUUGAUAAUGCAGAAACAGUGAAUGGGUAUAGCGGUGUGUUACCGGGUUCUACGGGACGUUAUAAUUCACCAGAAGGUGAAUUGCCUGCUAGUAGAACUCGGCCGUUUGUGUGGAGUUUUUAUAGAAAGAGGAAAUUACUGCAACUAGACAAGUUACAUGAAGUCUCAAAACGUGCUGCAAAAGCAUCAACAGUAAGAUGUAAUUGUGAUCAUGUAUUACCAUCGUGUGCUUUAUGCACUGGAAGAUUGGAUCCAAUGCAACCACAAGAACCAAUUGAACAAAUGUCUGUACAAGAAAGAGUUGCACUUGUGGAUCCUAGUUUUCAUUCUGUUUUGUCAUUUCCUGAUGAAAUUACACAGGGAAUUCAUCUUGAAGCUAUCAUGAAAUCAGUGGAAUGGCAACAAAAAAUGUUAAGAGGAAAUUUACGGAUUACACGUUUAAAAGACAAAGAUACUAAUGAAAGGAGAAAUAAGAAACUUCCAGGGCAUAGAGCAAAAUAUGCAGCUCGGUUAAAAAAAUCAUCCUCAAGUAUCCUUACUGCAAGAAUUAAAAAGAAAAUGUUGAAAGGAAAACGAAAUAGGCUUGGUCAUGAUAGAAGCGUUCAUAGUUUAAGUAGGAAGAGGGUACAGAAACUGACAACUGAAGAUGAUGAUGAUAUUAGUGCACUUUCCAGCUCCAGUAAGCAUUCAUCUCCAGUGCCUUCUCCUCUACACCAUACUAUCGCUUCUACUACAGAGAAGAAUAUAAUUAAAGAAAAGAAUUCUCAUGGACGCUUGAGGCAAAAUUCAUACGAUAUUGAUAAUAUAGUUAUACCAUAUAGUGUAGCUGCUUCAACUAGGCUUGAAAAGUUACAAUACAAAGAAAUAUUAACACCAAAGUGGAGGUUAUGUGAAGAACCUUCAAAGUUGGAUAUUAAAAAUGGUGUUAUGCAUAGGCCUAGUCAAGACAGUGAUUUUGAAGAUAUGUCGGACGAAACUAUUGCUUUAAGACAUGAACGAAGUGAACGAGAAGAGAAUAAACGUUUUAUGAUGUACAUGAAUAUGCCGCAUCAAUCUCGUAUUCGACACAAUCGUAGAACAGAUAGUCGAACAGAUAGUGGUGCAAAUACACCAGAUCCUAUGUCUCCACAUGCAAGUGAUUUUGGUGGAGAUAUUAUGUCACCAAUUACGUCACCUCCGGCUACUCCUCAAGUUCAGGAAUCAGAACAUCAACAUAACUCGGAUAACAUGCAUCGAUCAUCUGCUUUACAAAAUGCUUUACGACGUCGUACAACACCUACGUUAAGAGUAGGGAAAGAUGACACUAGUACUUCGAUAAAUGAAGACGAAAACGAGAUUUUGCCGUAUGAACCAAGGGUAUUUCCAUUAUCCGAAGAAGUAUAUGACAAAAUGCUAGAAGUGAUGCCAGAUGGUCAUUGGCAAGCUUCUUCAGCAUCUCUUUGUUCCCGCGAUGAAGAAAAAACAUAUGAUGAUGGGGAAAUGGAUUCUCCAGAAUCAGAUUCGACAGAAUCAGCUUGUUGUGACGUAGAGGGUGAGGAUCCCAAUGAUCCUGAAUGGACAGUAGCUGACGAUAGGGAUACUGAAAAGGAACGAAUACGUCCGACGGCUAAGAGAUAGGAUAAAAUCUUUAAUACAUACAGUAUGUCUACGUCGUCGUUACUAUAUGCAGAAGCUACCUGUCAAUUGUUAUAUAUACCUGUCGGUCAUGUAACAUGCACCUUAAGUUAAUGGUAUUAUGAAUCUGUAAAGUGUAUUAUAAAUAUAAAUUUUAUAACUUCA
Molecule: messenger RNA, 5351 nt
Organism: Frieseomelitta varia
Lineage: Eukaryota; Metazoa; Arthropoda; Insecta; Hymenoptera; Apidae
Gene: nsl1
Product: KAT8 regulatory NSL complex subunit 1
Exons: 11
Coding region: 1968-5189 (1073 amino acids)
Cellular component (GO): NSL complex
Molecular function (GO): histone acetyltransferase binding
Source: RefSeq, a predicted model, not a curated record